AUGUACAUCGGGUACUACAACGUGUACGAAGGCGGGAUACCCCGGGAGUUUGGGAGGCUGUCGUCGUUGGUUCGACUCGACAUGGCUGGAUGCGGCCUCUCCGGCACAUUACCCGCGAGUCUCGGCCAGUUGAAGCGUCUCGACGGCUUAUUUCUCCAGAUCAACCGGCUCUCUGGCUCUAUACCGCCAGAACUCGGCGGACUCAGCCAGUUGGAGUUCCUCGACUUCUCCAUCAACGAGUUGACGGGCGAGAUACCGGAGAGCUUCGCGGAGCUGAAGGAGCUCAAGCUAUUGAACCUUUUCAUGAACCAUCUCCGAGAUAUCAUUCCACCGUUCAUCGGGGAGCUACCGAGUCUCGUGGAACUCAAGUUAUGGGAGAACAACUUCAGCAGCGAGCUCCCUGAAUCGCUCGGCAUGAACGGCCGGCUGGUGACGCUGGACGUGGCGUCGAAUCGGAUAACCGGGACGAUUCCGCCAGAUCUCUGCGCCGGCGGAAGGCUUGAGAGGUUGGUUCUGAUGGACAACGGCCUCGUCGGGCCGAUUCCCGAGAAGCUCGGCGGGUGCAAGUCGCUGACUCGGGUCCGACUCGGUAAGAAUUCCUUGAACGGGUCGAUCCCCGCUGGGCUCUUCGAUCUGCCCUCCAACGACAUGCUCGGGCUCAACGACAACAACCUCUCCGGUGAAUUGCCGACGGUGAUCGCGGGAGACAAACUCCGCUUGCUCAUCCUCUCCAACAACUCGAUAACCGGCUCAAUCCCGCCGGCGAUUAGCAACCUUUCCGCGCUCGAAAGACUUGAACUCAACAGUAACAGGAUGUUCGGCGAGAUCCCACCGGAGAUCGGUCGUCUCAAGGCACUGUCCAUGAUCAACUUGAGUGGGAACGAGCUGACCGGCGAGUUCCCCCUCGAUCUUGCCCACUGCGCAUCGCUCGUCUCGUUGGAUCUCAGUCGGAACAGGUUGACGGGUGAGAUACCGGUACAAAUCACGGCACUGCCGAUCCUGAACACGCUCAAACUUUCAUCAAACAGGUUCUGGGGUGAGAUCCCGCCGGAGAUACUGAAGAUGCCGAGCCUCACCACGCUCGACCUCUCCAACAACUGCCUGCCCAACCAAUUGUUGUCGGAGAAGAGCCUCAUGAAGCUCGACUUCUCUGUGAGCUGUACCGCCGGUGCGACGCCAGGCGGGGCCCGGCGGACGGGCGGCCGCAGCCGACUCGCCUUGCUUACAUCUCUUUUCCCUCUGUUGCUCUUUAAUUGCUAA
Molecule: messenger RNA, 1260 nt
Organism: Musa acuminata AAA Group (dessert banana)
Lineage: Eukaryota; Viridiplantae; Streptophyta; Magnoliopsida; Zingiberales; Musaceae
Product: leucine-rich repeat receptor-like kinase protein THICK TASSEL DWARF1
Exons: 1
Coding region: 1-1260 (419 amino acids)
Molecular function (GO): protein binding
Source: RefSeq, a predicted model, not a curated record